UUUUCAUACUUGUUCAAAUAGCGACUCAUGUAUGAACAAUCAUCACCCAAUCAUUCCUUUUUCUUUACAUUAUCCUAACUUUCUCUUAACUUUUUGUUCACCACAACCAAACGAAACAAUAACACCACCAAAACAUCAUCGGUCACUCUUAGUGAUCAAGUACAAGGCAUGAAUCGAAACUACCUUCUAAUGUUUCGAGAUCAUGUUUUUCGAUUACCAAGUGGCUUUACCAAGCCAGUGGCGUACUUUAUAAUUCUCUUCUUGUCGUAUUACCUCGGCUACUUAUCGGCCCUUUCAAAGAACAAUCCAUCGUAUGAUCCGCAUCAUACACCACCACCAAAAGCCACGGAUAUUGACCACUACCAAUUCCAAUCUCAGUGUGCUGACCCAGUUCCAUCCCAACUCGUACGUCAAACAAUCCUAACCCGUUUGUUUAAUGGGACAUCCCCUUAUCGAAAUUUCCCUGAGCCCCAUAUCAAACCUCUCUUACGUCGUAAGAGAAUUAAAGGUUGGGGGUCAACCGGUCCGGUUUUUAAAAACAUUAUUCAUAAAGUAAAACCCAAAAUCAUAAUAGAAGUAGGCACUUUUUUAGGUGCCUCUGCUAUUCACAUGGCUGAGCUGACUAGUCAGCUCGGCCUAAAUACACAAAUUCUAUGCAUAGAUGAUUUUCGUGGUUGGCCCGGGUUACCAAGUCAGUUUCGAGAUAUUAAAAUGAUAAAUGGUGACUCCAUGUUGUUGUACCAAUUCAUUCAAAAUGUUGUUUAUAUGAACGCAACCGAAUCCAUUAUUUUCUUGCCAUUCUCGACUGGGUCAACUCUAGAGAGGCUUUGCGAGUGGGGUGUGUUUGCGGACAUGAUUGAAGUCGAUGCGGGCCAUGAUUUUCAUUCAGCUUGGUCAGAUAUUAAUCGGGCAUAUAAGUUGUUAAGGCCCGGUGGGGUUAUUUUCGGGCAUGAUUAUUUUACUGUUGCGGAUAAUAGAGGUGUUAGAAGAGCAGUUAAUAUGUUUGCUCGGGUCAAUCGUUUGCGAGUCAAGGCUGAUGGUCAACAUUGGGUACUUGAAUCGUCAUAGCAUAGUCUACACUUCGUGCAUACACAUUUGAUGUAAAUGUACUUUAAUGGUGAUCUUUAAGGAUACACAUGUUUAUAAUCA
This is a messenger RNA of Erigeron canadensis, 1149 nucleotides long. RefSeq lists its product as uncharacterized. The record is from RefSeq and is a predicted model, not a curated record. Bases 169 to 1068 code for a protein of 299 amino acids. NCBI's taxonomy places the organism in Eukaryota, Viridiplantae, Streptophyta, Magnoliopsida, Asterales, Asteraceae. The transcript has a single exon.